Molecule: messenger RNA, 2340 nt
Organism: Trichomonas vaginalis G3
Lineage: Eukaryota; Parabasalia; Trichomonadida; Trichomonadidae
Product: leucine-rich repeat, isoform f-related family
Exons: 1
Coding region: 1-2340 (779 amino acids)
Biological process (GO): cell migration; regulation of Arp2/3 complex-mediated actin nucleation
Cellular component (GO): lamellipodium; plasma membrane
Source: RefSeq, a predicted model, not a curated record
AUGAAGCUUAUUGAUGACAAUUUACUGGAGUGUAUUCCAGAAAUUCCAUCAAGAUUGAUUGAGCCAAUACUAUUUAUACGAAAGGUUGAGUCUGUGAAGUCUGAUGGUUCCGUUGGUCAUCGUAUCUUUUUAGCCACAAAUUAUGGUAUAUAUUUAUAUAAAUCCAAGUUCUAUAAGAAAAAAGUCGAUUUUGACAAGCUAAUUCCAUGGGGAGAUUUAAAGGAAGUAAGUCAAAAAGAUAAUAACGACAUAUUUUUCAAAUUUCCAUCCGGCACGUUUCGUUGGAGAGAUCCUCAGCAAGAUACACUUCUUGAAGUUAUUUUGCAAACAUUAGUAAAUAUUUUUGCCCCUCAAGAAUUGCCAAAAAUUAGUGUUAAACAAGACAUACCAUCACCUGAUACAGAUGACAAAGUAAUACCUCAAGUCAAACGUCUUUUGUAUAAAUGCAGAGAAAAUAAUGUUGAACCAACAAAGAAAUUCCUCAAUGAUUACUUAGUGGCGACAAAGAAAUUCAUUAAGCAUAAUGAUCCAGUAUACGAUCUCGGACAAAUUCCAAAUUAUGAAGACUUCAGCGAUGUUAUUUUUGAAACUUUUGAAAUUAUUCCAAAACUCGAAAACCUUAGCGUUCCGAAGACUAAAUAUGAAGAUACUUGGAAUGAUCUCGCUACUUUGCUCCGUAAGAAUAUAAUUAUCAAGAGUUUAAUUUUCCAUGACCACAAAUUAGACGGUAUAAAGAAAAUUACACAAGCUUUAUCGCAGAACUCACUUUCAAAAGUUGUUUCUAUUUCAUUCCACGAUGCAACAAUUUCAGAAAGAUCGUUAAAAAUUAUUACGGAUCUUUUAACCCAAGUCGGCAUCAGAGGAAUGGGAUUUGUUAACUGCGAAGAAAAGAACGUUUCACUCUCUCAAGUUUUAGAGUCAGAAAGCGUUUUUAACUCUUUGAUAAAAUUACAGAUCUCCAAAAUCAAAAAUUUAUCACCAGGAAAGGCCAUUUUCAGACUUCCAAACUUGAUGCAACUUGAUUUCUCCAACAAUGACGUUGAUAUUUCUCCAACAUUAGAAGCAUUGUGUUCCAUGAAGUCCACGAAGAUGAGACACAUCGUUUGCAAUGGAAAUUUCUGCGAAAAACCUCUAUCUUCCAAAUGCAAAUUCCCUAAACGCUUCCAAAUGUUAAUCGCAAAUAAUAUUACUUGGUCUGAUCGAACAAUGGAAUCGAUUACUCAUGCCAUUUCCCAGGCAAAUGUCUCCUCAGAUGCUACGAUUUCAGUUGACUUUUCUCAAGCAAAAAUUCAAGAUGAGUAUUUGAAGCAUUUCUUCAAACACGUCAAGAAACAGUCGAUCGGACAUCUCAAAACCUUCAAAUGGUCAUGUAAUCCACUCCAUAGGUACCUAUUUAACUUCCUUUCUCGAUCACCAAAAUUAGAUCAUCUUAUUAUCGGCGGUUGCUUCGAGCCGAACGACCAAACAGUUGACGAUUUCCUUGAUUUCAUUGACGAGAACAACACGAUCACGAAAUUGACCUUCCAAGGCGUAGAAGAUAAAGUUAUUGACAUCGAUACUUUGGAAUUCAUUUUCCAAAACGUUGUAACUAAGAAGAUCAAGUAUUUCGAUAUCAGAGACAACAACUUGAAGGAUGACGCGUACAUUGUUCUCACAGAUUUCUUGAAAAAGAACACAGAUUGUGAAGGAAUUCUAUUGGAUGGAAACAAACCGCACAAGUAUCAGAAUUUUGAGGACUUCAUUGAAUUUUUAUUGAAUAGGAAGCUCUCAAUUUGGGUCGAAUUCCCAAGGAAUGACAUGAUUGCCAUCAGCAAGAAAACCAAGAAGAAGGCAAAGCCAUUAACUAUUCCUAUGAUGAGACAAAUGCAACAGAAACUUAAAGUUAUUAUGAAUUUCAAGAUUUCCAAACCUGUUGUUGUCAAGAAAGCCAGACCAAAGCAAGAAACAACAUCAUAUGUCAUUACAGAUGACGUUUCUGAUGAAGAAUCUGAUAUUUUGGCCGGUUAUUACUCGGAUGAUGAUGAUAUGAUGUCGGAUCAGAUCAAUUUAGAUGAAGAAGAUGUUAGUCCACAGCCUGAACCCCAACAAAUUAUUGUUCCUGCUCUUCAACCUUCGGAAUUUAAUUUCGAUUGUGAUGAUUUCACUUCAUUGACAUUCUCUUAUUCGUCAUUGUCAGCUGUUAAGUGGGAGAAUACUGAGGAACUGUUCUUGAAUGAUUCUCAGUACUUUAAUAACUAUCAUACUCAUGUCAUGAGUUAUGACAAGGAUUCGAAGAUUCAAAGUUCAUUUAACAAUGAUUUUAAUCUCGAUUCUCUCGCGAAGAAGUUAGUUACUAUAUAA